Messenger RNA from Talaromyces marneffei, 1017 nucleotides. RefSeq lists its product as uncharacterized. Lineage: Eukaryota; Fungi; Ascomycota; Eurotiomycetes; Eurotiales; Trichocomaceae. The record is from RefSeq and is a predicted model, not a curated record. Bases 1 to 1017 code for a protein of 338 amino acids. The transcript has 2 exons.
AUGACAACUAACUUCCUCCAGAGGAUCGCCAUGGGAUUUAAAGAUGGCAUAGAUACAGGCUUCAUGGGUACCACAAAAUACAAACUUUGCAAUCUCCUUGAGCAGCACUACAAUCCACUUCAACACGAUGUCACAGGUGUCUUUGAGGCAUAUCGUUUCGAUACUAAUACAAACGAAAAUAUUCACUGUGUAGUCAUGGUCUGUGAGCAAUUGAAUCCAGGCCUCCUGGACAACAACAACAACAACAACAACAACAACAACAAGAGCAUUGAAGACCGGUCACUGUCAACUUCAGAUUCUUCAAUAUGCUCAACCCGCUACUGGGAAAACAGACUGAUUUUCGACGCCUGCUUCAAUCCCUAUGACAACGGCAGCUUCAUCGAAAACUUCACCCAAGUCCAAGGCCAAGAUGGCAAUUUCCCCGGUGGCUAUCUCCAUAUAUUCGCAGCCGCAAUAUCGUUGGAACUUAAACCCCUCUCAGAUAUGCCAGGCAUACUGACUGAAGAUGACCUGUUGGCAAUCAAGAUUGGACUGUGCACAUUGCCGGCGUCGAAGCGCAAUCUCGUUGUAUCCUCUCCCUCCUCCUCCUCCUCCUCUUCUUCUUCUUCUUCUUCUUCUUCGAAUCUCAGCAGCGCCACUUUUCUCUACUCCAACACAGCCGCGAUCUGGUACAAUCGCGACUCCAAACAGAUCUGGGUCGCUGAGAAUACCGUCUCAAACUGGUAUGCGCGCGAAUCCGAAACCACACAACAAGAACAACAACGCUGCUCGGACCCCAAGAAAGUCUUUGAAGAAUUCUGGAUGAGGUUUGUGAAUAGUUGGGGAUAUUGCCGUAGCAGUUUGGGGCAUGCUGUUGAUAUUCCAAAAGUCUCCUCCUGCUUCCAGUUGUGUUUCAGGGAUCGUGACGGAAACAGCAACGGUCGUGGUUCGUCCCCGUUCUCUGAUUCAACCGCCUCUUCUCCCGCUGAGAAUGGGUGGACUAUGGUUGAAGAUGGUGAACUAGCGCUUCCUAGCUAG